CCCGGCCGGCCCCCCGGCCCCCCGCUGCCAUGGACUUCUUCACCCGCUUGACGAACCAGACCCAGGGCAGGGACCGGCUCUUCAGGCUGACGUGCUGGGAUGGCGGCCAACAAGAAUCUGCCCGCGACAGAUGGAAACAGUCCAAACAACGUGCUCCAGAGGGUCUUCCAGCUGCCCGUGGUGAGUGGUACCUGCGAGUGUUUCCAGAAGACCUACACCAGCACCAAAGAGGCUCACCCCCUGGUGGCAUCGGUGUGCAAUGCCUAUGAGAAAGGCAUGCAGGGUGCCAGCAACCUGGCCGCAUGGGGCAUGGAGCCUGUAGUGCGCAAGCUGGAGCCUCAGUUCACAGCAGCCAAUGAGCUGGCGUGCCGGGGACUGGACCACCUGGAAGAAAAGAUCCCAGCUCUCCAGUACCCUCCGGACAAGCUGGCCUCAGAGCUGAAGGACACCAUCUCCACCCACCUCCGCAGUGCCAGGAACAGCAUCAGUGUGCCCCUGGCCAGCACGUCAGACAAAGUCCUGGGCGCCGCCCUCACUGGGUGCGAGCUCGCCUGGGGCGCGGCCCGGGACACGGCAGAGUUCGCCUCCAACACCCGCGUUGGCCGGCUGGCGUCCUGUGGUGUGGACCUGGCCCUGGACAACAUCGAGAAGCUGGUGGACCUGGUCAUGCCUCCCGAGGACAAGCCAGCAACAGUGCUGGGGCACCCUGGUACCCCCAGCCCUCAGGCCCCCAGACCAAAACCCGGCUUAGUGCACAGGAUUGGGACCCUGGCUGGCACCGUCUCCCAGCGCGCCUUCCGCACGACGGCCCGGACCCUUCGGCAAGGGCACGCAUUGGCACUGUGGAUCCCUGGGGUGGCCCCGCUGAGCAACAUGGCCCAGUGGGGCGCAUCAACUGCUCUCCACGUGGUGACCGGGGGCCAAGGCCAUUCCAAAGCCUGGCUGAAGAGCUGGGCCCAGGAGGGGGAAGAGGAGGAGGAGGAGGAGGACAACGAGGAGGAGGAGGAGGCAGAAGAAGAGGAGCCUGAAGUGAAGAAGGAAGAAGAAAGCAAACUAAAUGAGCCGGCGUCUACUGCAGGCUCCAGGGGCCUCCUUGACAGCCUGGCCCACAGCCUACAGUCCGCCUACUUGACCACAGUGUCCGUCGUCACGUGGGUGCCCUACACCGCCUGGGACAUUGCAGGGGGGCUGCUGCGCCUGACCCCUCGCCGGGCAGUCUCUGGGGCCAAGGAGCGGGCCAAGUCAUUCUCGGAUGCCCUGGUGGGGACCGUGGUGCACUAUGUGCCGCUCCCCAGAUUAUCCCUGAUGGAGCCAGAGAGUGAGUUCAUGGAUGACCCACCCACUGCCGCUGAAGGGCUAGAGGAGAGCCAGCCAGCCCCCCAGCCAGAGUCCCCAAGCAAGUGGCAGCCCCGUGGAAACUGGCGGAGCCCCCGCAGCUCGGCAGCCCUCUCCUUCCUGGGCCUAGAGGACAAGCUCUUCACCCAACCCCGGUUGGCGGUGGCGGCAGCGGCAGAAUCGCGGGUCCCUCUGUCCCGGAACCCCGGCUUCGAGCCGGAGACCCCCACCACCCGCAGGUCCAUCUUCUCCUCUUACCGGGAGAAGCCCACCCGCCGGGUCAGUGAUGGCUUUUUCCGACCCAGCACCAUGGAGCCAAUCUACAGCCGCAGCCAUUACAGCUCGCUCUACAAGAAGAACUGAGCCGGUCCCAGGCCCACGGCGAAGCUCCCGGGGACCCGCCAGUCUGUGAGAGAGCCUGAUAAUAGCCCUGGGCCUGCUCUGGGCCCAACCAACCCAUCGCUCAACCAGACACCCCCGCUCCGAGCCCUCCAUAGGGGCCUACUCUGACAGAAACAUCUGUUUUUGCCUCAGUGCGCAUAAAAUAACGUACAGUAACCUCACUAUUACUCCUCCCAACCCUUCUGUACCGCUCCCAACCCUCAUUCAUUCAUUCAUUCAAUCGUAUUUAUU
This is a messenger RNA of Tachyglossus aculeatus (Australian echidna), 1968 nucleotides long. RefSeq names its product peroxisomal membrane protein 11A-like. Lineage: Eukaryota; Metazoa; Chordata; Mammalia; Monotremata; Tachyglossidae. The record is from RefSeq and is a predicted model, not a curated record. Gene Ontology annotation, cellular component: peroxisomal membrane; lipid droplet. The coding region runs from base 100 to 1698 and encodes 532 amino acids. The transcript has 9 exons. Gene Ontology annotation, biological process: lipid metabolic process; regulation of peroxisome size; peroxisome fission.